Molecule: messenger RNA, 1035 nt
Organism: Alternaria triticimaculans
Lineage: Eukaryota; Fungi; Ascomycota; Dothideomycetes; Pleosporales; Pleosporaceae
Exons: 2
Coding region: 1-1035 (344 amino acids)
Molecular function (GO): protein binding
Source: RefSeq, a predicted model, not a curated record
AUGAUCUGUUGCCACAGCAAGCAACUCGAAGCUAUGUUCGCAAAGGCCAAGCCUAUGACGGUCUACUACGAGAAGGCCGACAAGUUGCGAAAUGACCUGGCCAGAUACGUAUUCCCCGAGGUCAAUGCGAAGGAGUUCGAAGACAAAAAGAUGGACAGACAGGCUAUACCAUUGAUCAAGACCGCAUCCGAGAACUACCCUCUAAUCGGAUAUGCCAGUCUUGUCAAGAAAACCAUCAUGGACGCAGUAGCAGGCGAGAUGAUCGCCAAGAACAACAGAAAAACGGCACAAAAUCCUGCAGCCGAUUUGAGUCUAGCAGGGCGCCUGGAAAUCCUCAAACCCCAGGCCGUACAUGAAGUAGUCGCAAAGCUCUUUACCGUCGUCCACCGCAUCAACAGGUCCGAGAUCCGCAAGGCCGAGGAGGACAUCUACAAGGCUGCCGCUCAGCACCGCAUCAUACUUCCGGGUGUUGACGAGUCAACAGUUCGAGCGCUCAUGCAGUGGAUCUACCAGAAGACUCUUCCGUUCGAAGGGUCCGAACAGACUUACGCCGUCAUGAAACUCACCGAGAGGCUCGGUGUUGAUGUGCUCGCCACCAAAUGCCGUGACGCGCUGUGCCACGUCACCAACGCCAGCAUCGAGCGCGCCGAUGCCGAUGGUACCUCUUUCCAAACGCUCAUAGGAUAUGGCACGGAACGCCCCGCUGACGACAUUGUGAGAGUCGUUUUCGAGCACGCUAUGAAGGACGAGACUGCCCCCAGGGAGCUCAGGAGCCUUAUCAUUGACGCCCUUGCCGGAUAUCUUGAUCUCGAACUAUGGCAGCACGUUAAGUGUCAGAUCAAACAUUUGACGGCACUUCAAUUGAUUGAAUCCAUGGUCCGCUUGCGACCGCUUGUCAAGACCGAGAUGGAUGGCCAAGACAGCAUCAAGUCCGAGAGCCAGGAAGCCUCUGGCACCGAUGUCUCUGAGAACAUGGAAGUCGACAAGGACAAGAAGCCCAUUCACGUCAAAGAGCAGAACGAAACCCACGUUUGA